UUUUGUAGGUUUUGUUAUAGGCGGCAAAGCAAUUUAAAAAGUCAUUUUUCUUUAAUAAUAUAAUGUCCACUUUAAUGGAACAGCUAUUCAAUAAGAUUGGACUGCGUGACGUACCAAAUAUAAUCGAGAAAACAUCCGAGUUGAUGCGAUUAUUAGAAUUGAAAUCUGCAAAUAUACCUCUGCAAAUUAAUGAAUAUGCUAAAAUAGUGAUCAGUGGUGAUAUAGCAGCGAAAGUGUUGGGGGUAGCAUGUGAUCAGGUUAGUCCACAAAAAAAAAAAUCUACUCAAUUAAUAAAACUACUUCCGCGUUAACAACUAAUCGGAAUACCCACGACUCUUUAAGUAAAAUGUAUAUUUUAUUGUAUAUGAACAAUGGAUAUGUUUAUUUCAUAUUAAUACAUAACUCUGAGAAAAUAUUUGUUUAAAUACCUCUAAGCAAAUAUU
Glossina fuscipes is the source of this 443-nucleotide messenger RNA. It is a transcript of the gene Orc6, whose product is annotated as origin recognition complex subunit 6. Lineage: Eukaryota; Metazoa; Arthropoda; Insecta; Diptera; Glossinidae. The record is from RefSeq and is a predicted model, not a curated record. The coding region runs from base 63 to 311 and encodes 82 amino acids. The transcript is spliced from 2 exons.